Molecule: messenger RNA, 3361 nt
Organism: Scomber scombrus (Atlantic mackerel)
Lineage: Eukaryota; Metazoa; Chordata; Actinopteri; Scombriformes; Scombridae
Gene: hipk1a
Product: homeodomain interacting protein kinase 1a
Exons: 15
Coding region: 1-3300 (1099 amino acids)
Biological process (GO): intrinsic apoptotic signaling pathway in response to DNA damage by p53 class mediator; smoothened signaling pathway; peptidyl-threonine phosphorylation
Cellular component (GO): nucleus; PML body; cytoplasm
Molecular function (GO): protein tyrosine kinase activity; ATP binding; protein serine/threonine kinase activity
Source: RefSeq, a predicted model, not a curated record
AUGGCGUCCCAGCUCCAGGUCUUCUCCUCCCCCUCUGUGUCCUCCAGUGCCUAUUCUCGUUCAAAGAGGCUCAAAGUCGAGAACCCUGCCUGGGAUGUGUCCAACCAGCUGGCGGACAAUGGUUACUACCAGCAGAGCCCCACACAGGGAACUGCACCCUCCACUUCUGGCUCCAACUUCAACCCAGUGUACAACUCCAACCAGGUGCACCCGCCGACUGCAGGGUCCAGGGAGCAGACCGUGGUGCGGGCAGCAGACAGCACAGGUAGCGUCCGCGGACCUCCUUCAUCCUCCUCGUCGUCCUCCUCCUCCAGCCGGCGUAUCAAGGAUGCAGAGUCCUCCUCCCAGCCGUGCGACCUCUACCACAAGCAGUACAGCUUGAAGCGGAAGAGCGAGGAGGUGGACAGCAGCGACAGCGUCCAGAUACUGGAGGAGCUCUCAGCCCCCGUCGUGUCAAACCGCACCGGUGGUGGAGGGGGGACCACCACAGCUCAGUCCAUUGCACAUUCCACUUCCACCACCAAGAGCAGCAACUCCCACAGCGAGGGCGACUACCAGCUGGUCCAGCACGAGAUUCUGUGCUCCAUGUCCAACAGCUACGAGGUGCUAGAGUUCCUGGGACGCGGCACCUUCGGCCAGGUGGCAAAAUGCUGGAAACGUGGCACAAAUGAGAUAGUGGCGAUCAAAAUCUUGAAGAAUCAUCCUUCUUACGCUCGGCAAGGUCAAAUUGAAGUAAGCAUCCUUAGCCGGCUGAGCACAGAGAACGCCGAUGAGUUCAACUUUGUCCGCUCAUACGAGUGUUUCCAGCACAAGAACCACACGUGCCUUGUGUUUGAGAUGCUGGAGCAGAACCUCUACGACUUCCUGAAGCACAGCAAGUUCAGCCCUCUGCUGCUCAAGUGCAUAAGGCCGAUCCUGCAGCAGGUCGCCACGGCGCUGAUGAAGCUGAAAAGCCUCGGGUUGAUCCACGCCGACCUGAAGCCAGAAAACAUUAUGUUGGUCGACCCUCUGAGGCAGCCGUACAGAGUCAAAGUCAUUGAUUUCGGCUCCGCCAGCCACGUGUCCAAAGCUGUUUGCUCCACAUAUCUGCAGUCACGCUACUACAGAGCUCCAGAGAUCAUUCUGGGCCUUCCUUUCUGUGAGGCGAUCGACAUGUGGUCUUUGGGGUGUGUCAUCGCGGAGCUGUUCUUGGGAUGGCCCCUCUAUCCUGGAGCCUCAGAGUAUGAUCAGAUUCGUUACAUUUCCCAGACGCAGGGUCUUCCAGCAGAGUACCUGCUGAGUGCAGGAACCAAGACCAGCCGUUUCUUCAACAGAGGCCCGGACUCGAGCUACCCCCUCUGGAGACUCAAAACACCUUCGGAGCACGAGGCAGAGAUGGGGAUAAAGUCAAAGGAGGCGAGAAAAUACAUCUUCAACUGUCUCGAUGAUAUGAUGCAGGUGAACAUGACAAACCUGGAGGGGACCGACAUUUUGGCGGAGAAGGCCGACCGACGCGAGUUCAUAGACCUGCUGAAGAAGAUGUUGACACUAGACGCAGACAAACGGAUCACGCCCAUGAAGACACUGAAUCACCCUUUUGUUACCAUGACGCACCUGCUGCACUUCCCACACAGCUCACACGUGAAGUCCUGCUUCCAGAAUAUGGACAUAUGCAAACGCAGAUGCAGCGCCUUCGAGAAUGGAAAAAAUAUGUUUGCCAGCAACAACACCCCAAGUGCAGCCACCAACCUCACAGUCACCUUCAGCAGCCAACUGAACCAGCACAAUCAGAUGGCUUCUACAGGAGGCCAGUCUCUGUCUCUCAGCAGUAACGUCCCGCUGCUGAACUACCAGCCCGGCCUCUAUCAGCAGGCCACCAUAAACAUCCCUGGUCUGGCCCAGCAGGGUGUACCCCUUCAGACCAGACCCACCCAGCUCUGCACCCAAACUGAACCAUUCCAGCAAACACUCAUCGUUUGCCCGCCUACCAUCCAGGGUCUUCAAACAUCCAAUAAGCCCUCUGGUUACCCUGUGAGGAUGGACAACUCAGUACCUUUAGUUCCCCAGAACCAGUCGUCACAGCCUCUUCACAUCCAGCCCAGCAUGCUGGCUCAGCAGGGUUGGCCAGCAGGUACACAACAGAUCCUCAUCCCUUCCACAUGGCAGCAGAUGCCUGGCAUGGCCAUCCAUAACCCCGGGCAGGCCGUAGUUCCCGACUCACCCAUGGGAGCCCCUGUGUCCGACGGUCAACAAGCUGCCAGCUGGAGGGGUCGUCACGGCAGCCAGUACGAUGGAGUCAGCCAACAGGACUCUGGCGCGGGCCGUCACGCUGCCUCCCAAAGCCACUCAAGAUCCCAACAGGGCAAGAGGUCAAAGGCUCGACACGCUGACAGCAGAGCCAGGCCUGUGUCGUCAGUGCAUUCGGCCACCAGUGUGGUCCAUAACACUUCUACUUUGGCCGGUGACCAGUCUCAGCCCAUCGUCAUCUCUGACACGCCAAGUCCUGCCGUCAGCAUCAUCACCAUCCACAGCGACUCGGAGGAUGAGGAUGACAGGAAGUUCCCUGCUGCAUGCUCUGGAACGAGUCAGAGGACCAACGUGAUCAGCUGUGUGACGGUACACGACUCCCAUGACUCUGACUCCUCCACCAGCAGCCCCCUCAGCCCCAAGGCCUCCUCGCAGCCCACCAAGUCUCUGGCCGUCAUCAUGCCCUCAGUGAAGAGCCAGCCUGGGGAGAGCACAACCCACAAAGCUCCAGCAGCUCCAGAUCAAGCCACAACUGGCUCUAAUAAGGCCAAGAAGGGGUCGUCUCAGCAGUCCAGUCGGCCAGCAGACUCCAACACGGAGCGCCAUCAGCGGGCUGCGUCCAGCAGAUCUCAGCCUCUCAACUUGAGUCAGGUACAGCAGUCUGUGAUGUCAUCAUCUCACGACCAAACAGGAAGCAGUACUUCUCUGAGGCGGCAGCCCACAUACCCUCCUCCCGUUUCCUCCCACUCAUCCUACCGGCUUCACGAAAACACACUCUUCAGCUCGACCCCCAACCUGUACGCCUACCCCGCAUCCGCCGCCCUGGCCUCCGUGUCCCAGGCUGUGGAUCAGAUGCAGGGGGGCUCGUCCCGCCACGGCAGGGCGAGUGGGGCUUACUCUUCCCUGGCGCUGCUCCAAAAGAACGGCAGCUUAGCCCUGGGAGGGUCUGCUCCGGGACAGUACGGAAACCACCACCAACCACAGCAGCAACAGCAGCAGCAGCUAGGGGGGCAGCCUUUCCACCGUUCCACCUCUACCUACCCCCGAAAACUCAACCAGUACCCCUACCUGUAAAGACUGACGGAGACAGACGCUGGCACCGUAGCUCUGCAUGAAGACCAAAUGGAGACCGAGA